Ambispora gerdemannii is the source of this 2052-nucleotide messenger RNA. The record is from the annotation of a GenBank genome assembly. Lineage: Eukaryota; Fungi; Glomeromycota; Glomeromycetes; Archaeosporales; Ambisporaceae.
AUGCCGCCUAGUAAAAAGACUACAACUGCUAUCGAUAAAACUCCGUCCGUUGUUACGCGUUCAUUACGCUCUUCUCGAAAAAGGGAAAAUGAGAUGCAGGAUUCGCCAGUUCCUAGUGACCCACUGCCUAAAGCAGCGUCUUUCAUGUCUAUUGACGACGAAGAAGGGGUAAUAUCAACGUCAUCACAUUCCGUUGGUGCUGUUUCUUUGUCAACGUCCUUCAUGUCUAUUGACGGUGAGGAAGGGAUAUUAAAUGACAACGUAAAUGGUCAAGGAGAAAGUAAUCCAAAACAGGCUGAUGACGUGGUGGUUUUAGGAGAAAGUAGUCUAGAUGGAAAAAGCCUUAGAAGCAACAACAAGAGAUCCAGAAAUGACGACGAAACCAACACCGAUCAAACCGACGAUACGCAAGCUAAAGAUAACGACAAACUUAUUACUGGUUCACAUAAUACUCCCAAUGCAGCAAAAAAACUCAAGAGAAAUGAUACUGAUAAUGUCAUAAAAUCAGGAAAUUUUGCUCCCUCCGAAACACAUACUAAUCCGAUGGAGGUCGAAGAAACUGUAGUAGACCUAAAUGAUAAUCAGAAUCAAGCUGCAAUGCCAGAUGAACCUAACAGUGCUCAAAAGAUUGCGACGAAAAAAGGAAAAUCAAAUCCUCAAUCAUCUCCAAGUUCAAAACGUAAAACCAAAAAGAAGAAGACACGCGAAUAUGAAUAUUUAGUCACUAAUACAAAUUCCGAGCUUGUCGAGCUUGAUAUGAGGUUUUUUAUGAAGAAAAUCUUUUCCGAAAAAAGGUAUAAAAAAUUUACCAAAGAGGAAAAAGAACGAUUAAUCCGUCUAGUACCUUCGAUCGAUAAAGAGCAGAUUACCAAAAAAGGUCCAAAGAAAGACAAAGAAAAAAUUGAAAUAAGCGAACCAGUUGAAAUUGAUGAGCAAGCUGAAGUUGAAUAUCUAAUGAAGUAUUCAGGUCAAAGUGUAAAUGGACCAGCGGAAAUUGCAAUUGAAUCCUCUCCAUCAUCAAAUGUGCCUGUGGAAAGUGCAUCUGUUGCUUCACCAUUCAAAGAUAUCGUGACAGGUGAUGGUGCUAAUUUAACAGUUGAAAGUGCAGCUGAUGCUACUAUAGAUAUGGUGACAAUUGAAGAUUCUGAUCUGGCAGCCGAAAAUGCGGAUAUUAUGACAAUUGAUGGUUCAAACUUGCCAGCCGAAAGUGCGAGUUCAACAUCCACAAUUGAAGAUCACGAAAAAGAGCCUCCCGCUAUGUUUUCCAAACUUGACGCGAAACUUACAAUUAUUAAUGAUGAUAAACGUCCAAAAGAAAAGAUUCGCAAAUAUUUUUUUAACGAUAUGCAGUUUUACGGAUGUGUAAAAUCGUUCCAGGAAAAAUUAAGCUGGGGUCAUUUUGAUCCCAAAUGGAUUAAGAAAAAUGAAGCGACUCAAAAACGACUCAGAAAAACUAUGGAUGAAGACUGGAAGGACUUAAAAUUCGAAGCGAAGUGGGGUCAUAAUCUCAAGCCUAAAGGUCAUAUGGUCGCAGGGGACUCUGCUUCUCUCAGCCUUCAAGAUCUUUGUAAAGCUGCCAUUAUACGAGCCGGUGACGAAUUGCACUAUAGACGCAGCUUUGUUAAAGUCAAUAUUGUUGUUGAAAGCAUCGUAAAUGUGGUAGAAAUCAAACCCGAUGGUACAAUGUAUGUCGUCAAUCCAAAGCGACAAACCUCCCAAUUAAACGCUCCUCAACAACCUCCAGUGAAACAACCAGCAAAACGCGGAAGAAAAACCAAAAACGAUACCGAUGCUGCUGUCACUGCUACUGCUUCCAGUAGCACCACCAACACCUCAUCCGCCUCUAGUAAUACUACUACAAUAGAAACGCCAAUAGCCAUUACUAAAGUCACCUCUCUCGAGACCAAACUUCUCGAUGAUGAUGGUCGCGUCAGCAAAAAACAACGACCAAAUGGAAACGCUAACAAAAACUUUAGAGUCAUUCGAGCUGAGCGUGAUCUAGGUACCAUUUUCGUUUUACGCUCUGAAUACUAUGAAAAAACAAGAGGAUGA